CAGAAAUCACUGGUUUUUAAGAUUUAAAAAUGGUUCAAAUUGUUGUCUGAAUAGAACUUGUCUGACAAGGUAUUAUAUUUUAAUGGACUUUGUAAUUUUGCAGCUAUAAUUUAGUGCGUACCUAAUUCAGCUAAAACAUGUCAUCCAACUACAUUUAUCGAACUGCUGAAAAAUCGGAUUUUGACAGGAUUUUGAAGUUUUUGGCAGAGCAUUUUUAUCACGAAGAGCCCAGUAUUCGGGCCAGCAAAAUCGCCCUUGAAGAAUGGCUUCCAAUAUUUGGAGAAAUGACAACCAGCAGUCUGAAACUUCCGAUCUCCACAGUAGUAACAACUGAAGACGGUGAGAACAUUGUUGCGGUGUUAUUGAAUUCAAUGUGGAGUCGAGAGGAGGACGAGGAGAGGAUGAAGCAUGGAAAUGGAAAAGGCGACCAUGAUACUAGUGGAUACUCGGAGGCUCUGCAGAGAUUUAUGACCAUCGUUCAAAAAUGCCAUGACGAGUUCUGGAACCUCGCACCAUCAGACGUGAACCUAGUCGUCUACCGCGAGAUCUCAAGCGUCGGAAAACCAUGGCAACGCCAGGGGAUCGCCACAAAAAUGCUCUCCAGGAACAUGUCGGCUGCUAGGCUUCACAACGUAGAUGGAAUCGUAUCUGCCACGUCAUCAUUCGCCAAUCAGACUCUGUUGGCAAAAAAUGGGUUCCAGUGUUUGAAGGAAUUUCCAUAUUCGGGAAUUGUGAGCAGUAACGGGGACAAACUGGUGGAGACUGAUGAUGGAUCCCAUGGAAUGCGGAUCAACUUCAAGAGAAUCGAAAAAUCGGGAAAUGGACCCUGUGAAAUGGAACCCCCAAAAUCUGCUACUUUCCAGAAUGUGGCAACUUCAGUUUCGUCCUGAAAAUUUCUCAUUCUCUUAUUCCCUUUUUCUUACUUUCUAUUUUUUGUAGACCCUUCCAAUUCGAUCGCCCUACUGAUAACAUCCAGUAAAUUGGGAAUUGGUUAAAAAAACGACUCGACGUUGAAA
Molecule: messenger RNA, 1016 nt
Organism: Caenorhabditis elegans
Lineage: Eukaryota; Metazoa; Nematoda; Chromadorea; Rhabditida; Rhabditidae
Gene: R05H10.1
Product: aralkylamine N-acetyltransferase
Exons: 4
Coding region: 138-890 (250 amino acids)
Molecular function (GO): aralkylamine N-acetyltransferase activity
Source: RefSeq, marked reviewed